GUCUUCUCUAAAAAAAGUAGAAUAAGGAGUAGUGUUUUUUUUUUUUGUUGUUGUUCACUAUAGUAAAUAUUAUAUAUUCACCAAAAUAUGAUGAAAACAAGUUCAAAUCAACAACAGCAACAACAAGAACAACAACAACAACCAAAAGAAGGAGCAACACCAUCUGUAGUAGAUGCUUUUAUUUCAGCAUUAUUUGCUUCCAAUCCUUCAAACGACGACGACUCAAAACUAAAUGAAAAAACCAAAGAUAUUCCGAAUAAUAAUAAUAACAGUUUUGAUACUAAACCUAUCAAUACAGAAGAAAGGUUAAAAGUAGAUUAUCAAUAUGCCGCAGCAAAUAAUAAUCAACAAAUACCAACCAAACGUGAAAGAAGUAUUACGGAAGAAGUGGAAGCUUAUGACCAAUUGAGGAAAAAAAUAAGCAUUGGAAAAAACCAAGAUCAUCAUAUUAGAGAAAUAGGAGAUAAUAAUAAUAAUAUUAAUAAUAAUCAUGAUGAUGAUGAUGAUGUGAGACCAAGUCAUUCUAAUAAUACAGCUCGUGUAUUAGUUUUGGAACCUGUUGAUUGGAAUCAUAUGAUAGCUGAAUGUCGUAUGUUAGUCAGACAUGUACCUUCUCAAGUCACCAAUAGAGAUUUAUAUGAUCAUUUUAUUCGAUAUGGUACUAUUAUGGAAGUAGUCAUCAAAAACUCUAGAGGUUUUGUCCAUUUUAAACAACUUGAAGCUUGUCAAAAUGCUGUGAAAUUUGAAAAUGGUAAAUCAUUCAAAGGUCAUAUAUUAGAAUUGGAAGUAUGUCGACAAAAACCUCAUAUUGCUCGUGGAAAACGUGAAGGUCCUCGUGAUACUUCUUAUCAACAAAAAUAUCGAUUUAACCAACAUGGACAACGAAUGGAAAUGAAUCAAACUAAUAAACAAUUAUUAUCAACAACAACAACAACAACAACAACAGGAAAGGUACAUCUUAUAGUAUGGGACCAACCUAUUUAUGAUUACGCCAAUAAUAUCAAACGACUAUUUGAAGAAGCUUCUAUUGAUAUGGAUAUAUCUGCAAUGAAAAAUCGAUCUAUUAUAAACUAUUCUCAACUUUUGAGUAUAAAGGCCAAACAAGGUGUUAAGGUACUAUUGGAAAUGGACCCAAGUCAUGAAACAAAACAAACUAUUGAUUUACAUAUACUUGAUCAAGGUCAAGAUUCAGUACGAUUUGAACGUUAUGAUUCUAUCUCUCUUUCUGAUGCUAUCAAACUUACCAAAAAAGCAUUAAAUUCAAAUAAUGAUACUUCUUCACCUCCUCCUCCUUCUUCAUCAUCAUCAAUUUCACCUAUCUUGAGUCAUCCUCCAUUGGUUCUUCCUCCUUCCCAACAACAACAACAUAAUAUUCAACAUCAUGGUAUUGGAGAUUUGACAAAUACUCUUCAAUUAUUAGAUACGGAUACAUUGGCAGCUAUUUAUGAUUUAGUACACGUACAUUUGGAAGCGGCUAUUCAAUCUAUAACGAAUUCUAAUAGUCAUCCUUCAUUAUACUCAAAUCAACAAUCAUUAUACCCAACUUAUCCACAACAACAACAACCUGUUUAUUCUCCAUCUCUUCCUCAUUCUUCAAAUAUCAAUCAUUUUAUACAAUCUACCCCUACUAGUUCUAUUCCUUCAUCUUCUAUAAGUACUCAACAACUUUAUACAAUUUUAUCCUCAUUGAAUAAAUAAAUAAAUAAUGAUUAUAUCUAUUGUAC
Messenger RNA from Halteromyces radiatus, 1724 nucleotides. RefSeq lists its product as uncharacterized. The record is from RefSeq and is a predicted model, not a curated record. NCBI's taxonomy places the organism in Eukaryota, Fungi, Mucoromycota, Mucoromycetes, Mucorales, Cunninghamellaceae. The transcript has 3 exons. Bases 88 to 1698 code for a protein of 536 amino acids. Gene Ontology annotation, molecular function: RNA binding.